CGUGUUUCUUCUGGUUGAAACCGAUGGCAAAAAAAGGCGCAGAAACGGCCAUAACAUUAACAUAAAAGUUCUCACUUCUCAGAUUUGAUUUACUUCAUGGAGCCCAAUCAUUGUUUACCUUGUUUUUCAUGUUUUACACAACCCACUUCACCAAAUCUUUCACCAUUGUUGCAAAAUCACAGUGAUAUUCUGAAGAAUAUUCCAUUCCGUCGCUGACUUGUUUGCAGGUACCUAUCUCCUUUUUUUCUCACCCAUCAAAAUUUAAUCUUGGCCAAAAAAGAAAAGAAAUUGUGUUAUGGUGUAGAAUUACUCUUUUAGCUGCAAAAUUGGGUUGAAUUUUGGUGACAAGUCUCAUUUUUGCACACUUUGGGAAUCAUUAUAUGAUUCAUAAUUUCAUAUCACAUAAUAGAUCAAUAACCCUUCUUUUUUGGUAAUCUUUCUAGUAGAUUCCACUUUUUCAGCUUGCUUAUUCUGUUGGAUUUGUAAUAUCUUUCUUUACAUACCUAGUUAGUGGAUUCUCCCUUAAAAUUCUUGUAAAUUGCACCUUUUUAAGCUUUGAGCUUGCUUAUUUAGUUUGAUUUGUAAACUUUUUCCCUAAUCCCAUAUUGUUGGUGUCUUCUUUUGGGUACUUUUAGUUCUAUAAUCUUUAUUCCUAAGCUCAAAGUUGAGUUAUCCUACUUGCUUAUGAAACCCAUGUGUCCAAAAACCCAACUUGGAUUUGUACAAGAUUCUGGAUGCUUCAAUUAUUGUCCAAUUUCCUAAUCAAAACCAUCUCAAUUUUUGAUCUAUGCUAACUCCCUUAUACCAUAGAGGGCAAUGUCGAUCCUAUGUGGGUUGCCUCUAAUUGAAUGUGUAUACUGCCUAGCCUGCACUCGUUGGGCGUGGAAGCGGUGUCUUCACACUGCUGGUCAUGAUAGUGAGGAUUGGGGGCUUGCUACUGCUGAAGAAUUUGAGCCUGUACCUCGAUUGUGUCGGUACAUUCUUUCUGUUUAUGAAGAUGAUCUGAGAAACCCUCUAUUUGCACCUCCCGGAGGUUAUGGGAUUGACCCGGAUUGUUUGGUGACUAAAAGGACAUACAAAGAUACACAGAAACAUGCCCCUCCAUAUAUAGUGUAUGUUGAUCAUGCUCAUGCUGAUAUAGUUCUUGCCUUCAGGGGAUUAAAUUUGGCUAAGGAGAGUGAUUAUAAAGUUCUUUUGGAUAAUAAGUUGGGCAAGAAGAAAUUUGACGGAGGUUAUGUUCAUAAUGGUCUAUUUAGGGCGGCUGUUUGGGUAUUGGAGAAAGAAGGUGAUUUGUUGAGGGAGUUGCUAGAAAAACAUCCAGAUUAUACAUUAACAUUUGCUGGUCACUCCCUUGGGUCGGGUGUUGCAGCACUUUUAACGAUGGUGGCUGUGCACAAUCGAGAAAAAUUGGGAAACAUUGACAGAAAAAAGAUUAGAGGCUAUGCAAUUGCACCUGCUAGGAGCGUUUCAUUAAAUCUUGCUGUGAGAUAUGCAGAUGUCAUCAACUCUGUUGUACUUCAGGAUGACUUUUUGCCGAGGACAGCAACUCCCCUUGAAGACAUAUUUAAGUCUCUUUUCUGUUUACCAUGCUUACUAUGCCUAAGGUGCAUGAGAGAUACUUGCAUAUCAGAGGAAAGGAUGCUCAAAGAUCCAAGGCGUUUGUAUGCACCUGGUCGUCUGUAUCACAUUGUUGAGAGAAAAAAAUUCAGGUGUGGAAGGUUCCCUCCGGUUGUUAGAACAGCAGUUCCUGUAGAUGGAAGGUUUGAGCACAUUGUUCUUUCUUGUAAUGCGACUUCUGAUCACGCUAUUAUCUGGAUAGAGAAGGAAGCGAAAAGGGCCUUGGAGCUGAUGCAUGAGAAUGAUGACGCAAUGGAGAUUCCAGUAAAGCAAAAGAUGGAGAGGCAGGAGACUUUAGUCAGGGAACAUAAUCAGGAACACAAAGCAGCGCUACAGAGAGCUGUCACAUUAUCUGUGCCUCAUGCAUUUGUUCCUUCUCAAUAUGGUACUUUUGGCGAUUCUGAUGACGAAAGUGAGCAUUCAGAUGGGUCUUUCCAAAUAACGUCUUCCGGGGAAUCAUCUAAUAGAAACAACAAGAAGGAAAGCUGGGAUGAACUGGUAGCACGUCUUUUUGACAAGGAUGGAGCUGGUCAUCUCAUUCCCAAAAAAGGCUCCUAGUGUAUAAAACUUUCAUGUGUAUGUUUUGUGGUAUGAGUUAGGGACCGGAGCCAAACUUUUGGUUGGACUGGACCUUUUUUGAAGGGUUUGGGUCUAAAUUUUUUGACCCCCAUUGGAUUCAGAGCUGAGUUGAGUUUAGGUGUAUGAAAUUGGGGGGGGGGGGGGGUUCAUCGCGGGUCAAUGUAAUCAAACUCGUACUCGACCUGGAUCCAACCACUGACCAUAUUGGUUUUACUAUCAUGUGUAUUUUGUAGUAUGAAUUAUUCUUUCUAUUCUUUACCAUUUGUUUUCCCCAUUUUUCCUGAACAUGAAUUUUCUCCUACUUUAAGCUUGUUUAAAGUCUUAGAUCUUUGUAGAUA
This is a messenger RNA of Beta vulgaris subsp. vulgaris (sugar beet), 2534 nucleotides long. RefSeq lists its product as hypothetical. Lineage: Eukaryota; Viridiplantae; Streptophyta; Magnoliopsida; Caryophyllales; Amaranthaceae. The record is from RefSeq and is a predicted model, not a curated record. The transcript has 5 exons. Gene Ontology annotation, biological process: lipid catabolic process. The coding region runs from base 817 to 2175 and encodes 452 amino acids.